Molecule: messenger RNA, 1818 nt
Organism: Moesziomyces aphidis
Lineage: Eukaryota; Fungi; Basidiomycota; Ustilaginomycetes; Ustilaginales; Ustilaginaceae
Source: the annotation of a GenBank genome assembly
AUGCCAAGAGCAUCGUCCUCCGGGUCCAUAGCGGCAUCGUCCCAAGGCCGCGGGGAUCCAUACGACUCGGGCGCGCUCUCGACGGCCUGCCAGUCGACUGCCGUUGCGACUCCACAGCAUCAUUCCGAGGCACCCACUCGAGUCAACUCGUUCGACAUCUCGGCAGCCCACGACAUGCUGCACAAGCUUCACUCGAAGGUGGAGCAGGGCGACUCGACCGCCAUCGCCGAGGAUGAACACCUCGCUCACCUGCAUCAGCUGCCACCACACAAAGGGCAUCUCUUCCAUCUGCACCACAAGCACGAGCGCCCUUCCCGCGCAUCGGAGGAGGCUGAGGAAUCACCUCGACAGGCCCGUGACCUCGAGAAGGGCAGUGCGGAUGCGGAGAGCGAAGAGCCAAUACCUGCCGUCAUGCUUUCGGAAGAUGAAGACCCCAUGUGCUGGAGCGAUCGCCGCAAGUGGAUCACCACCGCGCUCGUAUCCUGUCUCUACUUUAACGCGACCAUCACCUCGUCCGUAGGCACGGGCGCCACCGCGCAGUACAUCCAGCAGUUCUCCAUCUCGCACGAGGUCUCUGCUCUCGUGCUGUCCAUCUACAUGGUCGGAUUCUGCGUGGGUCCCCCAUUGUGGGCACCCCUCUCGGAGCUCUACGGGCGCCUGCUCGUCAACUACAUCUCUGUGCCGGGCUACUUCUUCUUCAACAUUGGCUGUGCACUGGCGCCGAAUGUGCAGACGCUCCUCGUGUGCCGCUUCUUCGUCGGCCUUUUCGCUGCAGCACCGCAAGCCAACAGCGGCGGAACGAUCUCGGACAUCUGGGCGCCCAAGGUGCGGCUGUGGCCCAUGUUCACCUACUCGCUCUCGGCCUUCAUGGGUCCGACGCUGGGUCCGCUCGUGGGUGGUUUCAUUGCCGGCACGGAUCUGGACUCGGAACGAUGGCGGUGGAUCUACUGGCUGCUGUGUCUCAUCUCGGUGGUCUCCAUGGCGCUCGUCGUGAUCAUACAGAAGGAGACGUAUGCACCUGUGCUUCUCAAGCGCAAGGCGCGAAAGAUGCGCGCAGAGACUGGACGCAACGAGCCGUUGGCACCGGGAGAGACGCUCGCCGAGGAUGGCACCGUCGCGCCCGUUUCGUGGUCCGAGAUCAUGCGCGUCUAUGUGGGUCGACCUUUCCACAUGUUGUUUACCGAGCUGCCGCUCAUGUACGCCACGCUGUGGACGUCGUUCUGCUACGCCAUCAUCUUUAUCUUCUUCGAGGCGUACCCUGUGGUUUUCUCCGGCACGUACGGGUUCAACGCAGGUGAGGUUGGACUUACCUUCCUUGCUAUCGGUGCGGGUAUUGCGCUGUCGGCGCCGAUUCUUGGCUGGUUCAACAGGCGGUCUCUUGCAGCUCGCAUUGCAGCGGGUGGUAAGCCUGUGCCCGAGUCGCGCCUUCCACAGGUGGCUCUUUCGGCGCCGCUGUUUACGAUCGGCUUCUUUUGGUUCGGUUGGACCGCACGGGCUUCAAUCCACUGGAUCGUUCCUGUUCUUGCAGGGUUGCCAAUUGGCAUCUCGCUUAUGCUGGCGUUUAACUCGCUCGCGACGUACGCGGCCGAGUGCUACCACAUCUACACCGCCUCGGCACUCGCAGCCAUGGCAUUCUCGCGUUGCUUGUUCGCCGUCUUUGUGCCGCUGUUCGGCAGACAGAUGUUCGAGAACCUUGGCCCCGGGUGGGCCUCGAGCAUCCUGGCGUUCUUCAGCAUCGCUGCCAUCCCGGUUCCGUUCGUUUUCUUGAAGUACGGCAAGGCGAUCAGACAGCGCAGCAAGAUGUGCAUCAACGCCUAG